Molecule: messenger RNA, 2133 nt
Organism: Solea solea (common sole)
Lineage: Eukaryota; Metazoa; Chordata; Actinopteri; Pleuronectiformes; Soleidae
Gene: alkbh5
Product: alkB homolog 5, RNA demethylase
Exons: 4
Coding region: 598-1680 (360 amino acids)
Biological process (GO): mRNA processing; mRNA export from nucleus
Cellular component (GO): nucleus
Molecular function (GO): oxidative RNA demethylase activity
Source: RefSeq, a predicted model, not a curated record
GGGGCAGGUUACACGAGUUUAUUUUAGACGGGCAUUGAUGGUGUAAACUGACCGUGGUAGUUUCAAACCUCGUUACUAACCAUUCUUUGACUUCAGGACGCUCCAGAACCGAGUGGAAACCACGUUUCUGGUGUCCCGCGGUGUGGAAUUUGUGUGACAUGUGAAAUGUUGCUGCGUGGUUUGUCCGUAUAUCCAGGCGGCGACGAACAGACCAAGCCUGGCUAGCGUGGCUAACUAGCAGCUCGGCUAGUUUCCGUUAGCCUCCCUGCUGGCUGAGUGUGCUGUAUUAUCGACGCAGCCUUUAUCGCAGCUCCGCUGGUCACUCUUUGUCUGGUAAUACAAUCUUAAAGCUCUAAAGUUUCAAACGUGUCUGCUGUUUAGUGCCACGGAGCAACUUGGCUUAUGCUAGCUACAUAUGGACCCUGUGUGAGAGCGAGCUAAUGCCCCUUUGAGCUACCGUUAUCCAACAUUCAGUUUGACAACCAGUCCGUUGACCUUAACCAGUCAGUUAAACCGGUUCUGAAAUGCAUCGCUGAUACGUGCUGUAUUUUGGUUAAGAGCACACGUCGCACACACCAGGCAUAUUGUUUGGCUGACAUGGCAUCCAGCGGAUACUCUGACCUGAGGGAGAAGCUGAAAUCCACGACGCCACACAGAGACGAGUACAAAAAUAAAUACGUGGACAGCACGAGUAACGGCAGCGGGAAAGGUCGAAAACGAAAAUACCGGGAGUCCGACGACGAGGAGUGUGAGCACAGCGAUGACAGCGCGGAGGUCCGUGAGCAGGAGGCCCGCCGGGUGAAGAGCAGCAUCCAGCAGAAGAACAUCUUCACACCCGAGGAGUGCGCCCUGAUUGAGGAGAAGAUCGACGAUGUGGUCACCAAAGCAGAGGCUGGUUUGUACCGAGAGCACACUGUGGACAGGGCCCCGCUCCGUAACAAGUACUUCUUCGGGGAGGGCUACACGUAUGGAGCCCAGCUCGAGAAGCGUGGACCGGGCCAGGAGAGGCUGUACCGCAAAGGAGAGGUGGAUGAGAUCCCGGGUUGGGUUCAUGAGCUGGUGAUUAAGCGGCUGGUGUCCGAUGGAGUGGUCCCUGAAGGGUUUGUCAACAGUGCAGUCAUCAAUGAUUAUCAGCCGGGUGGCUGCAUCGUGUCACACGUGGAUCCUCUGCACAUCUUUGCACGGCCAAUUGUUUCGGUGUCCUUCUUCAGUGACAGUGCUCUCUGCUUCGGCUGCCGCUUCCAGUUCAAACCCAUAAGAGUGUCUGAGCCAGUGUUUGUGUUGCCUGUGAAGAGAGGCAGUGUCACAGUACUCAGUGGCUAUGCGGCAGAUGAUAUCACCCAUUGCAUUCGGCCCCAAGACAUCAAGGAACGGCGUGCAGUCAUCAUCCUUCGGAAGACCAGACCUGAUGCUCCUCGUCUGAGCUCUGACAGCCAUUUAAGCUUGUGUCCUGUAGAGAGACCCGCUCCUCUGAAAGCCAAACGCUCUCAUCGCAAAUCAGACCCUGGUGCUGCACACAGGCCGAGGGUUCUGGAGAUGGACAAAGAAGAGAACAGACAUCCUUCACUUUCCCAUCAUCGACGUCACAGCAGCAGCUCAGAGAACUCCUGGGGGCGUGGUCAGGACUAUGACAAACACCGGGAGAGUUCAGGGCGCAAAGUCAAAAUGAGACGUCAUUGAGCGGUCACUCACACACAUAAAUAUUAAUUACUAUUCUUUCAUCUAUGUCAGUAUUCUGUUCAUUGGUUAGUCAUUUUCUAGCUUCAGUUCUAGUCUGACACUAGGAGCACUGUCAUCCUACUGUCUGCAUUUUGAUUUAGGUCUGGAUCAGCCUGAGUGUAUAUUUGUUUCUUGGCAGAUGAAGCUGGCAUCUCUGCUACACAUUAUAUAAUUACUUACUUCGAAUAGACUUGGUUCUUAACCUUUUCUAUCACCUUAAAUUAAACAUCUUUUGUUUCUAUGUUCAUAGAUUUUAAAAAGAAUGGCAUGUAUUUUUUGUAACCAAGAUGUACAGACCUUAAAAGCUAAAAGGAAGGUGUACGUAUGGACUUGUACAAAAGAAAACCUGACCUGUAAUCUAACUUGUUAUAAUGUACAAUACAUUUGUAUAGUCUUUGACUGGGUGAAAUUUUA